Molecule: messenger RNA, 2410 nt
Organism: Strongylocentrotus purpuratus (purple sea urchin)
Lineage: Eukaryota; Metazoa; Echinodermata; Echinoidea; Camarodonta; Strongylocentrotidae
Product: Y-box factor homolog
Exons: 7
Coding region: 83-1060 (325 amino acids)
Biological process (GO): regulation of gene expression
Cellular component (GO): nucleus
Molecular function (GO): nucleic acid binding
Source: RefSeq, a predicted model, not a curated record
CGGUAUCUAAUCAGCACAAAGAAGACCAUUGUGCGAACGAGUCGGAAUUUUUUUCCACCUGAGAAAAACAUCAUCCAGGAAGAUGUCCGAGGGCCAAGAAGAACAGCCCCAGACCAUUGAGGCUCCGGAGAAGAUCGUUUUGGCCACAAAAGUUUCAGGAACAGUCAAGUGGUUCAACGUCAAGAAUGGCUAUGGGUUCAUCAACCGAGAUGACACCAAGGAGGAUGUAUUCGUCCAUCAGUCGGCCAUUGUAAGGAACAACCCACGCAAGUACCAGCGCAGUGUUGGUGACGGAGAAGUGGUAGAGUUUGACGUUGUAGAAGGAACCAAGGCCAAGGGCAAUGAAGCCGCCCGAGUGACUGGUCCUGAGGGUGCCCCAGUAGUAGGGAGCAAGUACGCGGCCGACAAGCGCCGUUACCGCGGCCGCCCCCGCUACUACCGCCGUCGCAGACCCCGUAACUCGCAGGGAGAUGAGGAGGAGAUUCCCUCGGACGAGAAGGAGGGAGGAGAAGAGAACGACGGUCCCAAGGAGGGGAGGAGACAGUACCGUGACGGAGGUAGGGGAGGCUAUCGUGGUGGUCGUCGAAGGUAUAGAGGUGGACGUAGACCAAGACCGGGCCAGGAUGGAGCACCGCCAGACGGGGAGCAAAAUGAAGAGGAAGGCGAGCGACAGGAUAGGGAAGGCGAUGACAAGUCAAACAGCAACCGCCGUCGCCGAUACCGUCCCAACCAGAGAUAUAACAACCGCCGCCCCAGUCCCGUGGCGACCAGAAUGAGGAAGGUGGUGAUAGGGAGAACGGGGAAGGAGGUGAGGAGAGGGAAGGUGGCGAGGAUCAACAACGUAGGAGGCCAAGACGUCCUUACCGUCGUCGCUACAACAAUCGUAAAGGUGCCCCAACAAGGACGGGGAAGGGGACCAAGGAGGAGAGAACCAAGGAGGGGAGAACCAAGGAGAGAACCAAGGGGAGACAGGAGGAGGCCGGAACGAGCCCUCGGACAGACCGGUCAUCAAGGAGGAGCCAUCUGCUCCAGCAGAUACCAAGGCCAGCAUCAAGGUUGAAGAGUAGAAGGAGUUAACCACCAAGAAGCACUGCACCCUGCCUUGUAGCAUUUCACCUAGUAAAUCAUCAUCGGCACAGUCAUCGAAGUUAGACAGACACUGCUCACCAGCGAUGCAAGAACAAACAUCAGCAACAAGUUACAACACCAUGGACAAAUCAUUUUUGCUUUUUCCUUGAUUUUACUUGAAUUCAAGUAUCUUCAUUGCGUCUCUGGAUUUUACCAAGCACCAGACUACAAAGAAAGUCACGUUAUCAAAAUUCUUUGCAGCAAUGCAUCAUUGACUUCUAGUAUUUGUUAUCAUUAUGUGAAAUAUACAAGGCCUUCAUGAACUAACCAUAUUGCUCAACAAGCGUAUGGACCGUUUUUUUGUCACUUGUAUCAAAGCUCUACACUGAUGACCUAUCUGUCAAUCGAUUUGCAACCUUCCAAAUAAAAAUCUGGCUCUCUUUUUAAUUUACCAUUUUAAAUGAGUACAGGAGAGUAAACAUUGGAAAGAUAAGAAAAGAGGAAAAGAGCACAGCUACCAAAAUCUUUCCUUUUUUAUGUUGCGUUAUUCUAUACUUCUCGAUUUGUUUGUGGGCAGUGUCGACUGUAUAUUCUAGGCAGGUGCAAGUUAUGGUAUUAAUUCGUAUUAGUUGAAAGGAGUUUACAAUCAAAGGAAAAAGGAAAGAAGAUACCAAAGUAGAUCUAAAAUCUUGUAAAGUAACAUCUAGAAGGUACAUUGUAUGACCUUUACCUGUUUGAUUUGCCUGAUGUAAUACCUGCGGCUAUCACUAUCAGUUGCUGACAUUUUGAAAAGAAAAUUUUGCUUUCAAUUCAUUUUCUUCUUUUUUCAAUUCUUUUUGACAAAGUUGUCUUUUGGAAAUAAUUUAUUAAACUAUUUUUAAAAUAUUUUAUAUUUUAUAUAUUCUUUCUAGUUUUUCCAAUGAAAAAGAAAUAUGAAUUGUAGAAAACAGAGAAAAAUGCUGAAAUAGCCAUUUUACAGGCAUAUGUAAUUUUUUUUGUUAAAAAUUUAUUUUCAAUAUUUGAUGAGGAAACAGAAGAACUCGCUGUCAGUGAAUAGCAGGCAGGUAUUGCUGAUUAAUACAGGCAUAUAUUUUUCUCGAAUGCCUCAGCAUAAGUUUAACACACGGAAUUAAAGACCUUUCUAAUAACAGUAUGCAUUAUUCAUGUUAGUUUUAAGACUCGUUAAAAAGCAAAGAAAACGUCCUUAAGAUCAAAGUUUAACAUACCAUCUUGAGUCUUAAAUUUUGCUUAUCGCCUCUCUUGUGACGCAGACCAUCAUGAUGACACAGGAUGAUGGUUGAUCGUUGCAAGCUCAAGAAAACAAGACCCUUAUUUGAGCAAA